AGACACAAUUGUGUUCUGGAUGAAUCUAAAGACCCUGUUAUUGAAGUUGAUACGUGAUUCUGAUCGAAUUUUGUUGUAGAUCGACUACAAUCCAAGGACGCUGCGUUUCAGUGAAGAAGAUCUGCUUAGAAACAACCCACUUUCUCUCCUGGACGAUAGUCCGUGGUUGUCAUAUUUUGUGAACGAAGAAAUUAAGUGUCGGAUUGCUACUGACGUAAAGCGAUCGUUGCCUGAAAUGCAGUACUUUCGAUCUCAAGCAGUGCAUGACGUCAUGGUAUCGAUUUUGUUCAUUUACUGCAAGACUCACGAAAUCGGCUACAAGCAGGCCAAUGCAAGCACGAUGUCGACCACGUCGAUACCGCGUUGCCUCAGUCAACAGUUUCUUUGGAUUCUGAACAUGUUAUUUGACUGUCAACCGGUAGUCAUUGCUCAUUUGUACUCGAUCGGUAUUCCAAUCGAAAUUUACGGCAUACGAUGGCUGCGAGUGCUGUACAUCAGAGAGUUCGAGAUCGCAUCACUGUUGUCGUUAUGGGAUGCGAUAUUUGCUGACAACUUGCCUUUUUUCCAUUUGCUAUACGUGUUUGUGGCGAUGCUUGUUUACGUCCGCGGACGCUUGCUUUCUUCUGGCGUCUCCGGUUGUUUGCAGCUGCUGAUGAACUAUCCGCGCACCAUUCGAUUCCCGGAGUUGAUGAAGUUGAUCGAUAUGAUCGCUCAUACUGCAGCAACAUCUGCUUCCGUGGAUUUUCUUUGCGACCGUGUUUGCGUGGUUGAAAGAAACGCGCUUUUGGCAGCCGAAAAGUUGGACGUUCUCGCAGAUACGCUGGACUGCCUAGAGGAAUUUGACUACAAAGGCAGGGAUCUAUUCUUGCAGAGGCUUGCUUCUGAACUUAGACACAUCUCUCGGACGCUGACCUACGCUAAUCCUGAACAUGACAUGAACUGCUUUGACACUGCCAAAACGGUUUCUGGUGUUUGCUUCUCGCAAGAUGCAAAUGCAUCUUCUGACAGAUUCACGCCGAACCUUGAAGGCACCAACGACGAAUCGUCUCCGAAUUUAGAUGAUUAUGACUGCUGCUCAGACAGCUUUUUUCACUUUCUGAAACGUGAUAGGGAGGGAAAAUAUGAGUUACAGGACAUGUCCGGUAUUGGUGGAACAAUCAGAACUGUUUGA
This is a messenger RNA of Soboliphyme baturini, 1171 nucleotides long. Lineage: Eukaryota; Metazoa; Nematoda; Enoplea; Dioctophymatida; Soboliphymatidae. The record is from the annotation of a GenBank genome assembly.